AUUCUUGCAAAGAAUAUGUGAUUAUUGAUUGAAUACAAGGACUGUGUUAUAUAAGAGGCGACAUAUAGUAUUGGAAAAAGUAUUGAAUUUAUUGAUUUAUUUGUCUGCACACGAAAUGCNGUGUGGGAAAUAUGGGCCGUAGGGCUACUCUCCAUAACAUUAAGUAUAUGGACACAGCGGUCGGUGCCAUCAAUCGAGGCAUCGCUUACAUACCAUAUGUUCCCAAAUCGUCGAAAGAUAAUAAUGAAAAACAAAACGACAAGAGUAUCGGCCUUUCAAAGAGUCCGGCCGUUGUCUUCAAGAAUCCCGGAAAGAAAGGUCCGUUUAUUGUACGAACAGAUCCGACACCACCGCAAACGGCCACCGCAUCGACGCCACCCGUCACACCACUUCCCGAAGACUUCCUCGACAUUGACGACGAAUUCGAUCUUCCGAUCACUUUAGCGAUUCUAAUACUAAUUAUCUAUCUAUUGAUUGGAGCCGUUAUAUUCUGGUCGAGCGAGAAGUGGUCACUUCUUCACGCGUUUUAUUUUGUGUUUAUCUCGAUGUCAACCAUCGGGUUCGGCGAUUACGUGCCGUCCAAUCAGAACGUACUGUUGGCCGCAUUCAUAUACCUGUUGUUUGGUUUGGCGCUGACCUCGAUGUGCAUAAACGUGGUUCAAAUCAAACUGAGCGCAACGUUUCAAAAGGCAAAACUCUUGGUCGGAGAGACCAUCGGUCUCGACGUACAGCAGAUUAUGCUUGUUCUCAACCUGUUACUUUUGUUCCUAUUCCUCAGCUCUGCCGGGAGUUUCCUG
Medioppia subpectinata is the source of this 797-nucleotide messenger RNA. Lineage: Eukaryota; Metazoa; Arthropoda; Arachnida; Sarcoptiformes; Oppiidae. The record is from the annotation of a GenBank genome assembly.